AUGAAGUCAUUGAACCUCAGAAAUAUACAUCAGAAUAUAUCCACCGCUGGUCAGCCACUCAUCGGGCUAUGGCACGAAGGCUUCAAGACAUCAGUAUCACGUCUCGAAACGAACUAUUCUGGUCUUGACUAUCUUCCCGGACUAGCGAGACUACCUGGAGCCAGCACCGAAGAACACAACCUAAGCACGUACUGGGGAGCAGCUCGAGACCGCAUUCCAGAUUCCGCACACGAUCUUUUCCCCCGAGCAGCUGACAUGCCGCGUCCAAACCCAAUGCCAAAUAGCAUAGGCCAACACCUGACUGGCACCAAUCACGAGAACAUGGUCCACAUUCGCUCUGGCCAGCAUUGGGAGAACUGCGGCAAGGAGGAAGCAGAUUCGUAUGAGCAGAAGCUCGAACCGACUCUGAAGCAAGGUCUUAGUUAUCUGCAUGAGAAUUCAACGGAGACUGGAGCUCUCAGUAUCCAAUAUCUUCGUAAUGAGGAUGUACAAUCCCCUUGUGGUAGUAAGGAAGAGCGAAAGGAAUCGUGUGGCGCGGGUUUCUUCGCCAAUCUCGAAGAUUUAGAGCAUUGGGCCAAAAGCCACGCGUCGCAUCUGAAGAUCUACGGUGGUGCACUUGCACAUUAUAAGGCGUUUGGAGAUGAGAGGAGAUUCCGAACAUGGCACGAGGUAUGUGUCAUCGAUAAGGGCGACGCUUUGUUUGAGUAUGUGAAUUGCUCGCCUGAGACGGGUGUUAUUCCAUCCCUGCCCCUCCAGAGCGGGACAAUGUAA
This is a messenger RNA of Alternaria metachromatica, 771 nucleotides long. RefSeq lists its product as uncharacterized. Lineage: Eukaryota; Fungi; Ascomycota; Dothideomycetes; Pleosporales; Pleosporaceae. Bases 1 to 771 code for a protein of 256 amino acids. The record is from RefSeq and is a predicted model, not a curated record. The transcript has a single exon.